AUGUCGCAGCCCACCGCAACCACACAGGACCCGCUGCGCGCAGCCGCCGAGCGCACCAUCAACGAGGCCGUGGGAAACGGUUAUGCCGCAUUGAUGCGGCUCGGCAUGCAGCCGCAGCAGAACCAGAACCAGAACUACGAGGAGCAGUACGAGGGCGGCUACCACUACGGACGCGGCAGCCGCGGGCGCGGCAAAGGCGGCGGAGGCCGCGGAGGCCGCGGAGGCCGCGGGCCGGUUGAGUGCUGGACCUGCGGCCAGAUGGGCCACAUCGCACCACACUGCCCUACCCGCAUCACGACCACCACUACGGCCAACCCCGCCCAGCCUACCACGGACACAGAGAAGAAGCUCGACACGGUGCUCGAGAGUAUCACCAAGCUCACCGAGACGAUGAUCGCCAACCAGUCCUCGGUCCAGAUUCAGCCCGACCCGAGCAUUAAUGGACACGCUUCUUCGGCACCUACCGCCCCGACGCCCCUGCUCAUCAACGAGGACGCGAUGGCCGACAAGAUGGCCGACAAGAUCGCGGGCAAGAUGAUCUCGUCCAUGCAGCCCAUCCUGGAGAAGCAGGGCGAGCUCCUCGCUAUGUUUGCUGCCGGGCGGGGCCAGGCAACCCCGGCCCGGCGCCGCGUCUCCUUCGGCGGUGACGAGGAGGCGGCGGCGGUCGAGACCGUCGACCUGGGGGCGGCCGCGUCGUCGAGCGGCGGCCACGCCGCGGUCGAGGACGACGAGGAGGCGACAGAGGCGAUCGCCGCCGCCGAGGCGGCGGCGGCCAUCGAGGCCAUCGAGAAGGCGCGCAUCUCCGGUGCGGCGGCCGGGAAGCCCUUCAAGGUGCCACGCGCGAAUGCCGCCAAGAGGGCGCGCACGUAG
This is a messenger RNA of Emiliania huxleyi CCMP1516, 870 nucleotides long. RefSeq lists its product as hypothetical. The transcript has a single exon. Gene Ontology annotation, molecular function: nucleic acid binding; zinc ion binding. The record is from RefSeq and is a predicted model, not a curated record. NCBI's taxonomy places the organism in Eukaryota, Haptophyta, Isochrysidales, Noelaerhabdaceae. Bases 1 to 870 code for a protein of 289 amino acids.